AAAGCCUCCCUGUAACGGCGUCUCCCAUUGGUCGCCCGCUGGCCAUGUAACCAAUCAGACCGCGGCUACCAUGGUGGAAGGAAUAAAUACAAGAUGGCUCCUCAUAUAAAGCCAGGCAUCUGGCUUCUCCUCUGCCACGAUGAAAUAACGUCUUUAAUUCGGUUUAACCGGCAAAGCCGCUUCCGCUGUGGCCCUGAGGAGUGAACAGUGACCUAGUGGAGCAGGGUGCCGAGUAUUAGAGGCGGCCGGGUGUGGCGGCUCGGGAGGUGGGCGGCCAUGCAGUAGACGCAGCCGCUGUCCCGGAGGCUGAGGCGAGGCUGAGGAUACACUCUAGGCCGCGGCUGUAUCCCAGGCCCUCCGCACCUGCCCGGUACUGUCCCACUCAUCCGGAGCCGGAGUGUGUGUACGGGGAGCCGUCAUGGCCGUGUCCAGAUUAGACCGCCUUUUUAUAUUACUGGACACUGGAACAACGCCAGUAACAAGAAAAGCGGCAGCGCAGCAAUUGGGGGAGGUAGUCAAACUGCAUCCACAUGAACUCAGCAACCUUUUAAAUAAGGUUCUAAUAUACCUGCGCAGUCCAAACUGGGAUACACGUAUAGCAGCCGGGCAAGCUGUUGAAGCUAUUGUAAAACAUGUUCCAGACUGGAGCCCAACAGCUAGAAUAAAGAAAGAGGCCGGGUCGGAGUGUUCAAAUGAUGACUCUUCUGCAUCAGACAGGCUGAGCUUUGAAAGGUUUGAUAUAUCAAAGUUAUUAAAACAUGGCGCCUCCCUCCUGGGCUCUGCCGGUAUCGAGUUCGAAGUGCAGGAUGACAAGUUAGGAGAUGUGGACCCUAAGGAAAGAAUAGCUCGGCAAAGGAAACUGUUACAGAGAAAGCUGGGCCUUGACAUGGGAGCUGCUAUAGGCAUGAAUACUGAAGAGCUAUUUAAUGAUGAGGAUUUGGACUACUUGCCAACAAACACAUCUGUAAAUAAACCUACCCUUCAAGCUGCCGAGUUUAUUGAUACAGAAUUUCUCCCAGGAAUGAGUAACAGGCAGAAAAACAAAGCAAAACGAAUGGCAAAGCUGAUUGCCAAGCAGAGAUCCAGGGAUGUGACUGACCCUAAUGAAAAGAGCAGUGACAGUACAGAUGGGGAGCCAGAGGAAAAGAGAAGGAAAGUGACGAAUGUUGUUAUCCCUCAGCCAGCUACAGAGUCCAAAGUGCUGAUUGAUAAUGUCCCUGACAACUCUUCUUUGUUCGAUGAGACCAAUGAGUGGCCCCUGGAGAGCUUCUGUGACGAGCUUUGUAAUGAGCUUUUUAAUCCAUCUUGGGAAGUCCGGCAUGGUGCAGGCAUUGGUCUCAGGGAAAUACUCAAAGCCCAUGGUAGAAGUGGUGGCAAGAUUGCGGACUGUACAUUUGAAGAGAUGGAACAGCAACAUCAAGAGUGGCUCGAAGAUCUGGCUAUUCGUCUUCUGUGUGUCUUUGCAUUAGACAGAUUUGGAGAUUUUGUCUCCGAUGAAGUGGUUGCACCUGUACGAGAAACAUGUGCCCAGACGCUGGGGGUGGUCCUGAAAUACAUGAAUGAAAGUAGAGUUAACAAUACAGUGAAAAUCCUGCUGCGCUUGUUGACCCAAGAACAGUGGGAAGUUAGGCAUGGGGGCCUGUUGGGAAUAAAAUAUGUCCUAGCUGUUCGUCAGGAUUUGAUUAAGACCUUAUUACCUAAAGCUCUACCAGCAAUAAUAGAAGGACUUCAGGACCUUGAUGAUGAUGUGCGAGCUGUGGCUGCAGCAUCUUUAGUGCCUGUUGUGGACAGUCUAGUAAAGUUACAGUUCAAACAGGUUCCCUUCAUUCUUAGCACUUUAUGGGAUGCACUUCUUGAGUUGGAUGACUUAACAGCUUCUACCAAUAGUAUCAUGACCCUCCUUUCCUCUCUUUUAACAUAUCCUCAGGUUCAGCAGUGCAAUAUUCAGCAAUCACUUACUAUAUUAGUGCCACGGGUGUGGCCUUUCCUGCGACAUACUAUAGCAUCUGUUCGAAAGGCAGCUCUGGAAACUUUAUGCACCUUAUUAUACACACAGGAUCAGACCUUUUCAGGUUGGCUGACCCCCAUCCUGCAGGACAUGCUGAGGCAUAUAUUUCAGAUCUGUAUUUUGGAAAGCAACCAGGAAAUUCUUGACCUUAUACACAAGGUAUGGCAGCAGCUUUUAAACAAAGCCACUGUACAAUAUGUUGUGGCUGCUACAUGUCCAUGGAUGGGGGCCUGGCUCUGUUUAAUGAUGCAGCCCGCUCAUCUGCCUAUUGAUCUAAACAUGCUGAUAGAGGUGAAGCCUAAAUCAAAGGAAAAAGCAGGUGGAAAACUCCGUCAAGGCCAAUGCCAAACAAAAGAAAUUACCCAGGAAUAUAUUGGUGGUUCAGACAGUGUGACAGAAGAUUCUGCCACCAGGGAUCACUUGGUGACACGUGCUCGUCUGGCUGCUGCAAAAUUGCUGGGAUCAUUAUGUUGCUGUAUUUGUGAUCCCUGUGUCAAUACCGCCUCUCAGGAAAUAAAGCCGGCUGAAUCAUUAGCUCAGUUGCUCCUCUUUCAUCUGAACUCUAAAUCAGCCUUACAAAGAAUUAGUGUGGCCCUUGUUAUCUGUGAGUGGGCUGCCCUGCAGAAGGAAUGCAAAACAGUAGCCCAUGUGGUCCAGCCACGCCUGCUUGCAAUAUUGUGUGAACACUUGUAUUAUGAUGAAAUAGCAAUACCUUUCACCCGGAUGCAGAAUGAGUGCAAGCAACUGAUAUCCACUCUUACUGAUGCAAAUAUAGACAUUCAGAGUAAAGUAAACUGCACUAUAUUUACAAUAGACCAAGCCAGUGAACUAGUAACUACAGUGUUCAAUGAAGCGACAGCAUCUCUGCGGGCCAAUGCUAAAGUUUACCAGCAACUAGAUGGGAAGAGACAACAAGUACAGAUGACUGUAUUGGAAACCAAUCAGGAAUGGCAGGUCCUUCAGCUGAGAGUGCACACAUUUGCUGCCUGUGCAAUAGUGAACAUCAUGCAGCUCCCAGAGAAACUUAAUCCAGUAAUAAAGCCAUUAAUGGAGGCUGUGAAAAAAGAAGAGAACGCAGUGGUGCAGAACUACACAGCUUCCUCUAUUGCUAAACUGCUCCAGCAAUGUAUCUCAAGGACUCCUUGUCCGAACCUAAAAAUUGUUAAAAACCUUUGUAGUUCAGUGUGUGUGGAGCCCAGUAUCACCCCAUCUGUAAGCUGCCCUGCACCAGCAUUGAACAACACAGAUCAUCUUAAAGGAUCAAAUUCUGAAAAAGAUGGAGCAUGUCACACAGUCACGAAGUACAGAGGAAUAAUCACCCUCUACAGACAUCAGCAAGCUGCGUUUGCAGUUACAAGCAGGAGAGGCCCAACUCCUAAAGCGGUGAGGUCCCAGGUGGCGGACUUACCCACAGGAAGUGGAGCCCAAACACCCGCAGAAAAUGAUGAGAAUCAUAAACAACACCUAAUCCAGAGAAGAGGUGCAGAAUCUACUCUUGCUACUAUUGCAAAGCACUUCUCCUCCAAUUUGGCCACGGGCCUGCCACAUCUAUGGGAGGCAAUGGUUGGACCUUUAAGGAACAACAUUAAAAUUGAUGAUUUCGAUGGCAAACUUCUCUUGGAAAAGGGAGAUGAGCACGCCCAGGAACUAGUAAACAGCCUUCAAGUGUUUGAGGUCACAGCCUCCUCCAUGGAGCCCAGUCUUCACCCCUUGCUGCUUCAACAUCUUCCUCAUCUAUUCACAAGUCUGCAGCAUCCUUACACGUCAGUAAGGCAUAUGGCCUCUCGUUGUGUAGGAGUUAUGAGCCGGAUCGCUACCAUGGAAACUAUGAAUGGCUUUUUGGAGAAAGUUUUGCCGUGGCUUGGUGCUAUUGAUGAUAAUACAAAACAGGAGGGAGCUAUUGAAGCACUAGCUUGUGUGAUGGAGCAGCUGGAUGUUGGCAUUGUCCCAUACAUAGUCCUCCUUGUGGUACCAGUCUUGGGAAGAAUGAGCGACCAGACAGACAGUGUGCGCUUCAUGGCAACACAGUGUUUUGCAACACUAAUCAGGCUAAUGCCUUUGGAGGCUGGAAUCCCAGAUCCUCCCAGUAUGUCAGAAGAGUUAAUUAAACUAAAAGCCAGGGAGCGCAGCUUCUUGGAACAGCUGCUGGAUGGAAAGAAAUUGGAAAAUUAUAAAAUUCCUGUUCCAAUAAAAGCGGAGCUGAGGAAAUAUCAGCAGGAUGGAGUCAAUUGGCUGGCCUUCCUGAAUAAAUACAAACUCCAUGGAAUCCUGUGUGAUGAUAUGGGUCUGGGGAAGACUCUCCAGUCGAUCUGUAUUCUUGCAGGGGACCAUUGCCUUAGAUCUCAGGAGUAUAGCAAAAGCAAGUCUGCAGACUGCAUACCUCUUCCUUCACUUGUCAUAUGUCCUCCAACCUUAACUGGGCACUGGGUGGAUGAAGUUGGCAAGUUCUGCGCUAAAGAAUAUCUCAACCCUUUGCAUUACACAGGUCCUCCAACAGAGCGUGCCAGGUUGCAACAUCAAGUGAAGAGACACAAUCUUAUUGUAGCUUCUUAUGAUGUUGUCAGGAAUGAUAUUGACUUUUUCAGGAACAUGAAGUUUAAUUACUGUAUUCUGGAUGAGGGUCACGUCAUUAAGAAUGGGAAGACAAAGUUGUCAAAAGCAGUGAAGCAGAUAACAGCAAAUUAUAGAAUUAUCUUGUCGGGUACGCCAAUCCAGAACAAUGUUUUGGAGCUUUGGUCGUUGUUUGACUUCCUCAUGCCCGGCUUCUUAGGCACAGAACGUCAGUUUGCUGCAAGAUAUGGAAAACCUAUUUUAGCAAGUAGAGAUGCUAGAAGCUCCUCUCGUGAACAGGAAGCUGGUGUUCUUGCAAUGGAGGCACUACAUCGGCAAGUUCUGCCAUUUUUGCUUCGCAGAAUGAAAGAAGACGUACUGCAGGAUCUUCCUCCUAAGAUUAUUCAAGAUUAUUACUGCUCUUUAAGUCCUUUGCAGGUUCAGUUGUAUGAAGAUUUUGCAAAGUCCCGUGCGAAGACUGAUGUAGAUGAAACAGUCUCUGCAACUUCAAAGACAGAAGAGAGUGAAAAGCCCAAACUUAAGGCUACAGGACACGUCUUUCAGGCACUGCAGUAUCUGCGGAAAUUAUGCAAUCAUCCUGCAUUGGUUUUAACCUCUCAACAUCCAGAGCACAAGAAGGUCACAGAUCAGCUAGCGAUUCAAAACUCAACUCUGCGGGAUAUUCAGCAUGCCCCAAAACUAUCUGCUCUAAAACAAUUGUUGUUGGACUGUGGUUUGGGUAAUGCUGGGACUCCUGACAGUGGCACUGAAGCAGUUGUAGCCCAGCACAGAGUAUUGAUCUUUUGUCAGCUAAAGAGCAUGCUGGAUAUUGUGGAACAUGACCUCCUCAAGCCUCACUUGCCCUCUGUUACAUAUUUACGGCUGGAUGGUAGUAUACCUGCUGGCCAGAGACAUUCCAUUGUGUCCAGGUUUAAUAAUGAUCCGUCUAUUGAUGUCUUGCUGCUGACAACCCAUGUGGGUGGCUUGGGUCUCAACCUGACUGGUGCAGACACUGUAGUGUUUGUGGAACAUGACUGGAAUCCAAUGAGAGAUCUUCAGGCCAUGGACAGAGCGCAUCGUAUUGGUCAGAAACGUGUAGUAAAUGUGUACAGGCUUAUUACAAGAGGAACGCUGGAGGAGAAAAUUAUGGGUCUGCAGAAAUUUAAGAUGAGUAUUGCAAAUACUGUUAUCAGUCAGGAAAAUGCCAGCUUACAGAGUAUGGGCACUGAGCAGCUGCUGGACCUGUUCACACUUGACAAGGAUGGAAAGAGUGAUAAAAUGGAUACAUCAGAAACCAGCGGGAAGAGUUCUAUGAAGACAAUCCUAGACAACCUGGGAGAUCUGUGGAACCAGGAACAGUACGAGACAGAGUUCAGUCUCGACAGUUUUAUGCAUUCUCUAAAGUAACCCACCAAUGCGGUUGCUGCCACAUCCUUUGUUUUGCUGAUAUUCAGCAAAGGCUGAGAUGGUACAAUGGGCACUGGUGUUGGUCUGUACCAGGCUGGUUCAUUUCAUGAAAGAACUGGCUCAGACUAGGAAUGGGAGAGAGUGUCACAUGAAUAAUGCAGUCUUAAAGGAUGGAACGCGGAGGUUUGAAUCCUCUGCUAUACUGGUGCAUUACAGCUGUGUUAUGCACUGCCAGCUGUUAUCCUGAACAUGUAAUAUUGUCCUCAUAUUUUUGUAUUGAGAAGUUUUUAUUUGAACUGUCAUUCACUAGGUUAGUGGCCCUCCUGUGAAGACCUCACACCGGGCUCUGUACAGAACGGCCAUGGUGCACUCAGUAGAUCUAUGGCAGUGAACAAAAGCCACAUUUUAAUGAGUUUUAUGCCCUCAGCUACUGGCAUGAAUGUGGCUUGCGUUUGUUUUUUUUUUUGUUUUUUUUUUUUGUUUUUUUUUUAAGGUUGUACAUUUUAAUCUAUAAUUUACAGGUUUUUGGGGAUUAAUAUUCUAAAACUUCAGAAAACGAAAGUUCUCAUUAAUGUUAUCUAGCACUAUGCACAUGUUCUGCUCCUCUACAUCAGCAGUCUGCAGGUCUAGCAUUAUAUCAUUUUGUAAAGCGCAGACAGAUGUGCUUGUCAUUGUUUUAAUAGAUUAUCUGUCCCUUGCACAUAUAGAUUUGCUAUGUGUACUACUGGCAGAAAGGAUUCUUACCCUGUGUAUAUGUAGUUUAUAUUGUAUACUUCAGAUACUG
Molecule: messenger RNA, 6749 nt
Organism: Hyla sarda
Lineage: Eukaryota; Metazoa; Chordata; Amphibia; Anura; Hylidae
Gene: BTAF1
Product: B-TFIID TATA-box binding protein associated factor 1
Exons: 38
Coding region: 419-5965 (1848 amino acids)
Molecular function (GO): ATP hydrolysis activity; ATP binding; TBP-class protein binding
Source: RefSeq, a predicted model, not a curated record